UUUCAACGUGGGUAACUUGAAGAUUACGAGCAGUCAGUACAGUGAGUCAUACCGAUGAUUAUAAAGUGAACAUUUGUGAUAAUGAUUUAAUUAAAUCAUGGCGGUGGUUUUAGAAAAUACGAUCAAUUGUGUUUGGCUUGCGUUCGAAUCUUUGCAACAGGAUAAAUCCGGAUUUGUACAUAAAUCUAAACUAAAAGUAUUAACCGCUAAUAUAGGGACGCUGUUAGAUCUCUAUGGGGUCGAAAGAGGCUUGGAACACUUCCGCAGCACUUCCGUUUUAAAUUUCGACCAAUUCAAAUAUUAUUUGCAAAAAGAAGUGUUCGCCUCGUUGCCGAAAACGCUACAACACCAAGAAAUUCGAGUGUACGAGAAUAAAAUCGCCGAAGUUUGUUGGUUGAUAUGCAGAAAAAAAUAUUUACCCAGAGAUGGUAGAAUUUUAUCGGAAGAUUCGGUUUUUCAAAUAUUUCGAAUUUUCUGCGUGUUAGCCGAACUGGUAAUCGAUCAUAACAACGAUAACGUUUAUCAAGUUCUACUGCAUCCUUCCGAAGUUUGUAAUAUAGCUCAGAAUAUUUCAUCGUCUCUAGGGUGUAAAUUCGACGAAGAAGAUUUCUCCAAUCUAAGCGUAUCGAUGGGGAAUUUUCGAUUAGCGCCUUUUAUCGCCGUUUUAGAAUCGAGAUAUUUGAUUGAAAUUAAAGACGAGGUCGCUCUUACCGAAGCCAUAUACGAUGUUUAUCAAAAAAUAGUCGAGGAUGUUAUAAAAAAAGGAUUCCUCUCGAAAAAGGGUUACAUUUUUCCCACUAUGAAAGAAUAUUGGUUCGUGUUAAGACCGACAGAAUUGGCAUAUUAUACGGGGAGGAGCGAAAAAGAUCGAAAAGGUUCUUUACCGAUAGAACCCGGAUGUAAAGUUGAACCCAAAGCUGGUUAUAGAAUUUUAUUGCACAGUUCUGAAAGAACUUUUGAAUUAGGGACAUCGGAUCAUAUGAGUAGACUACAAUGGGUAUCGGCUCUACAACUUGCUUCCGAACAUUCAGGUAAGCAUGAAAGUUACCAACGUCUUCAGGCCGUUAAGAGAAGGCUACAAAGACAAGGUAGGAUUCAGGAAAUGAUUAGAGCCAAAUUUCAAUUACAACAAGAACGAAAUGCCAGACAAGCCGCCGAAGGGCAUGCAAAAGAAUUGGAAGUUGUCGUUAAAGAGGAAGCUCGACGAUUGAUUGAAUUGGAGGAACUGAGAGCUAAACUUGAGAGACUUUUAGAAGAAGAAACUCAAGCGAAACGAGAUGAGGAAAUUGUAAGGGGAUUGCAAGCUAGAGUAUUGGCAGAAGAAUGGGAGAAACGUGAAGAAUUGGAAAGAUUGCAAGAAGAACAAAGAGUUUUACUCGAAGAAGAAAGACAAAAACGUAAAGAAUACGAGGAACUUCAAAGGGAAAAAGAAGCUCAACUUAAAUGCGCCGAGGAACGUUUGAGUCAAUUAGAAAAAGAACGAUUACAUUUGGACAGACAAUUAAAAAUCGCUAAUCAACAAAUGAAAUACACCGAAAAUAGGAAGGAAAUUUUGGAAAACAAACUUUAUCCGAUCGUAGGUGAAAAGGUGAGAAGGGCUCAUUCGUUUAUGCCGAGCACGAAAGAAAAACCGGUCGUCUUCGAAGUCAGAUCUUCCACAUUAAAAAGAAGUUGAAAAAAUUAACAAAAUAUAUUUAUUUUUAUAUAACAUUAUAUAUAUUUAUAUAAUAG
This is a messenger RNA of Diorhabda carinulata, 1731 nucleotides long. RefSeq names its product switch-associated protein 70-like. The record is from RefSeq and is a predicted model, not a curated record. The coding region runs from base 98 to 1675 and encodes 525 amino acids. The transcript has 6 exons. Lineage: Eukaryota; Metazoa; Arthropoda; Insecta; Coleoptera; Chrysomelidae. Gene Ontology annotation, cellular component: nucleus; cytoplasm.